Babjeviella inositovora NRRL Y-12698 is the source of this 961-nucleotide messenger RNA. RefSeq lists its product as uncharacterized. Bases 1 to 765 code for a protein of 254 amino acids. The record is from RefSeq and is a predicted model, not a curated record. Gene Ontology annotation, cellular component: cytoplasm. NCBI's taxonomy places the organism in Eukaryota, Fungi, Ascomycota, Pichiomycetes, Serinales. Gene Ontology annotation, biological process: protein folding. The transcript has a single exon.
AUGAACAUUCCAGACAUUCCGAUUCCCGUUGAAAUCGAUGAGUCUGAAGAUACGGAAUGGAACGAUAUUCUCCGUGCAAAGGGAAUCAUCCCGCAGCGUGCGCCGUCACCGACAGCGGAGCUCGAGGAGGCGUUGGCGGCAGCGGUGCAGCGGCAGCACGAGAACCGGUUAGAGGACAAGGAGCUCGAUGAACUCGCGGAGCUCGAAGAUGAGGAAGAUGAGGAGUUUCUCAACUUCUACAAGCACAAGCGCAUGCAGGAAAUCGCCGAGCUCCAGUCGCGUUCGGCGUUUGGCGCGGUGGUGCCCGUUGCAAAGCCCGACUACGGGCGCGAGAUCACGGAAGCAUCGCGUGCGGGGUUUGUAUUCUGUCACAUGUCCGCACUGGUGAGCUUGCAGUCGCGUGUGCUCGGUGCGUUGCAGGAGCAGCUCGCGCGUAAGUAUCCGGAACUCAAGUUUUGUGAUAUUGCCGCGAACCGUGCGGUUGAGAAUUAUCCUGAAGCCAACUGUCCGACGUGGUUGGUGUACCGCAAUGGGGAUGUGGUAAAGCAGUACAUCACGUUGACACAACUUGGGGGUAACGCCACUACGUUGAGAGACGUGGAGAAGGUGUUGGUCGAUGUGGAGGCCGUGAAGAGUUCGGACUCGAGAUUGGUGAUGAACCAGGAGGAUGAGGACGAGCAGGAGGGGUACAGGAUGCGGUUCCAGAAGAAGUCGCUCAGAGGGAAGGGGAGCGACGUGGAUAGCGAAGAUGAUUUCUAUGAUUAAUGACGCCAGUGCCAUUAUUGGUCCUAUUCCUAUGAAUCUCAAGGUGAAAUUACUUGUCUUAGGAUAGUUAUAACUACCAGGAGUGAUUUACAUAACUCAUAUUUUGGCACUGUGCAAGCUAUAGGCAGCUACGCGAGUAUUCUCUAUAUAUAUAUAUUUUUUUUUUGUGAAUCUAUUACGAACCAAGUCUCUACAG